AUGAUAACCUCAAAACGUACGGUGUCAGACGCAGGCAUACAUUAUGGUGAGCCUAUGGCCAAACGAAACACAUCUCUGGACUACGAUGCACGUACUCCCUGGCUACAAGGCUCCAAACCAUCCCCGACAUGGCGGACUCUAGGGAACCGGGCAGUUCGGCCGUCUCUACCACUUGAGAAUAUGGUCGCUGCUGUGCAAGAUUUGAUCGACCCUGAUUUCGACCCUCUGACUGCUAUUCUAGAUGAGGAGCCACGCUUCUUAAAACCGCUGCCUUCUCAUAUAUCUCCGGAAGAUCUGGAGUUUCUACGAUUCCGUGGAGCUCUCUCAGUUCCAGAGAGUGGGUUGCGCGACGAGCUAUUGCGAUGCUAUAUCAAAUGGGUGCAUAGCUUUAUGCCAGUGCUAAACCUGCAAGAUUUCCUGAGGUGCAUUGCGGAGAACGAUCCAAACGGUGAUAUCAGCCUCCUACUGUUCCAGGCAGUGAUGUUUGUGGCAACAGCCUUCGUGGAUCUUAAACAUCUGCAAGAUGCUGGAUAUGCAACUAGGAAAAUUGCGCGGAGCGCCUUCUAUACGCGACUAAGACUACUCUACUCCCUUGAUUGCGAAGAAGAUCGAAUAGUCAUUUUGCAGACUUUACUGUUGAUGACAUACUGGACGGAUCACGUAAACCACCCACACAGAGAUAUCUGGGACUGGAUUGGUAUUUGCAACACCCAAGCUCAUUCGAUCGGACUGAAUCGGGAUCCUACAACAUCCCCCACCAUGGACCUCAAAACUAAACGAUUAAGAAUACGUCUGUGGUGGAGCUUAUACUCCCGGGACCGGCUCAUCUCUCUAGGCAUGAGACGUCCUACACAAGUCAACGAAGGGGCUAGUAACGUUCCAAUGUUGAGACUGGAAGAUUUUGAGGAUGAACCAUUUCACCCAUCUGUCAUAAAGAUGUUCCAUUGCCGCCAGCUAGAAGAUACAUCCCACCAGAAGCGUCUAGCAACUAUGUUCAUAGAAAAAGCCAAACUUUGUCAAUGUAUCGGGCGCGUGCUCUUUGCCCAGUACUCGCCCUCACAACGUCUAUUCGGUAUAACUAACCGGACUACUAUCACUUUAGCUCCCAGGCAGGCCUCAGAAUCGGAGUUAGCACGGUGCAGCCAGCGACUCGACUCGUGGGUUAACUCUCUCCCAAGGGAUGCACAGUUCAUCCCUGCUUCCAAAACCAACUUUAACGAUGGUGAAGAGGUCUUACUUCUCCAUGGUGCUAUGGUGAGAAUGUUGUAUCAUGCUACUAUAAGUGCUUUAUAUCGACCAUGGGCCUAUGGAUCCGACAAAGGCCAAAAUAAGCCCCGUAUGGAGUUGGCCAAUGCUGCACGGUCCAAAAUGCACGAUGCCGCUAUUGGAAUUACACAUAUCAUACAAGGUCUAAACCAGUUGAACCUCACUCGAUUCUUACCACAGUCUGGAGUGACAGUCAUCAUACCUGCUACCGUACUACACCUAGCAAACUCCAUGUCUGACAAUCCUACGGUGCGAGAGGCCAGCAUACGCAACUUCCACCGGUGUGUCCAGGUUUUGCAGGGAUUGAAAGAGCUCUACCCAGCAGCAGAUAUGGAAGUUGCCAACAUCGAAGCCGCUGUUAGAGUCCAGUCCGAUAGCGCGAAUACACUGUUGAAAAUCAUGCAAUCCAACAGUAUCAAUCUAAACCAGUCACAAUACACGGAGCCAGACCAGAGGGAGAGCGAUGCCGCCACUAUACAGACAUUGUCUCCAUCGGAGGACCGAGCACCAGAUAACUGGAUCUCACCCAUAAAAACAGAUACGGUGAAUAAGCCACCGGAAUCUCGCCCAGAGCUUCCCAGGCCAAGCUCCUCAGACCAAUGGUCCAAGCGAAACUAUACAGUAACCACGGCAGCCAACAAUAGUUCCCCAUCUACAGCUAAGCAAGACCACCUCACCCCCUCUCAUGACUUCGACGAUCACUUCAACUCCGCCCUUCACACACACACACCUCUCCCCGACAUCACCUUCAACCCUUCAACUCUUUUUGAUAUAGACUCAUAUACCCCAGAGUUCCCACUUCCCGACACAUCGAAUCUCCCGGAUAUUGAUAUCGACUGGGCAGAAGAUUUCUUGCGAGGAGCAGAUUUCAGUAUUGGAUUCUCGAGCUCCGCGCUGGAGGAGCACAGCAGAAAUUUCUUCUCAUGUUCGGAUAAACAAGAGCAAAGCUCACAUGCGCCUAGGAAGGAGGAUAUCACGGGUGAUUUGGAUAAAGACCUGGGGUUUAAUUCUGGUGAAGAAAUGUUCUAG
Aspergillus alliaceus is the source of this 2295-nucleotide messenger RNA. RefSeq names its product transcription factor domain-containing protein. The transcript has 2 exons. The coding region runs from base 1 to 2295 and encodes 764 amino acids. Gene Ontology annotation, molecular function: DNA binding; zinc ion binding. NCBI's taxonomy places the organism in Eukaryota, Fungi, Ascomycota, Eurotiomycetes, Eurotiales, Aspergillaceae. Gene Ontology annotation, biological process: DNA-templated transcription. The record is from RefSeq and is a predicted model, not a curated record.